Molecule: messenger RNA, 442 nt
Organism: Cydia strobilella
Lineage: Eukaryota; Metazoa; Arthropoda; Insecta; Lepidoptera; Tortricidae
Exons: 3
Coding region: 47-442 (131 amino acids)
Source: RefSeq, a predicted model, not a curated record
CACGUCGGCAAACGUCAUCGUCAUCCAACAAAAAUGGCAUGCAGGCAUGAAUCGGCCUUUUGUGUACGACAUCCAUGAAGACAGCCGGCCGAGCUUGUGGUCGCGGACGGGCACUACGUUGAACAAGUGGCUGUGGGGCGCGCUGUGCUGUGGCGUGCCUGGGAUACCAUGCUAUUUUUGUAAUUGCCGCGCAAGGAUUAAUCAUAACAGGGAUCGGGAAAGGACUAGAGUGAAUCAGUCAACGGGAACAGCGGCGGAGCGGAUAGCGCGGCCGCACCGACCUCACGCCCCCGGCGGUCGCAAGUCCACUCCGGAGAUGCUCAGCGCCGUGCGCUGUGCGCUCUCACAACUACAGGGUGAGCCCGCUCCGCCUCUGCCCGCCAAAGAUUCUUCAGAGAGCAGCAAGCGGGAGGCCAAGGCCGAUGCCGUUCUACAGCAGUGA